AUCAUAGAGUUCAAAGCAGCCCAACCAGUCACCCCUUGGUUCAAAGUAGUUAUCCAUAAACUACUAACAAACCAUAGCUUAGAGGUCCUAAAGGAGGAAAUCGAAAUCUUCAAUAAAGGCCUAAAGGUAGUAGGCAGCCUCUUCUGGUUAACACUAGAAUCUAGAAGAGAAAACCAAUACUUUAGAUCCGCCUGCGUAGCUUUUGCUACAGAACAAGAAGCCCAAAGAGCUAUUAGAGGAAAGCUCUAUAUUCUAGGGCAGAGCCUUAGAGCAGAGAAACUAAGAGUUAUUAAUAACUCUAAACAGUGCUCUAAAUGCCAAGGUUUUAGGCACCUAGAGGCUAAAUGCUCUAAAGUAGCCUGCCAGAUCUGCAGCGAAGCCCACCACACUAGCCUCUACAAGUGUAAUUCUUGUUUAAGCAGAGGCAAGCCUUACGUUCACACUAUCUUUAAGUGUGUAAAUUGUAGCAAGCCUUACGCAGCUAACAGCCAAAACUGCAAAAUCCUACAAGCUAGGACAUCUAGGAUUACUACCUCUUCUAACUAG
This is a messenger RNA of Exserohilum turcica Et28A, 546 nucleotides long. RefSeq lists its product as uncharacterized. The record is from RefSeq and is a predicted model, not a curated record. The transcript has a single exon. NCBI's taxonomy places the organism in Eukaryota, Fungi, Ascomycota, Dothideomycetes, Pleosporales, Pleosporaceae. The annotation marks the transcript as partial.